AUGUUCAAAAAAAUAUUAAUUUUCUUUUUAGUAUUUAAAGUAGUGACAGCACAAAUAAAUGGUGAAUUCUGGUGGUUAAAUGACAAAUUGGCUAAGUUGAAGAAUGUGGAACCACCGCGGCCCAAAUUCGAUGCAGUUGGUGAAUUUGAUACCGACGAGAGCGCCAAAGUUGUGUUUCGAGAUAGCUUAUACAAUACAGAAGAAGAAGACAAGCAUUCUGACAUCACAACAGUUAGAACAGAAGUCAGUGAAGCCAUCGUGUAUUUCAGGGAUGAUAUAAAUGCAGCUGAAAAUAAUGAAAUCAACUAUAUAAAUAAACGUAAAAACAAAAAUUACAAGAAAGAUAUUCUUAACUUUAUAUUUCCCAGUGAUAAUGAAAUUCUAAAAAAUGUGGCUAUAAGUAACAGAACAUCAGCAAUACUUACAUCAGAAAAUUAUACUCAAUCAAAUGUUAACAAAAAUGAGACCUUUAAUGAUAAAAUAUUAUUUGAUACAAUCAAAGAAGUAUCGUUAAGAGAAAAUAUUUGCACGUAUAUGAAGAAAAUCGAAUGCAAUCGCCGUAAUGGACUCCCUUACGCACCUGGAAACAUUCUAAACUCAAAAAAACGUUCCAAAAAUUCGGAGGAAAUUUGUUGCAUUAUUUCAUUGACGAAACAUAAGUCUUCAAAAAUAAGUUUCCCUGAUUCGGGCACUUAUAAUGAUAACCGUUUAAAACGAUCAACAAAUGAAACAGAUAAAAUUAGUCCAGCGCUUAAGCAGAGAAACGCUUUGUUACGAAGAAAAUAUGGAUCUCAAAUGCGGGAUACACAACGAACUAUAUCAACAACACCAAAAAUUUUACAGAAAAUUGUUACACCUAGUGAUGAUUACAUCGAUCCAUAUUUGAAUAUCAAAAAUUCACAUUUGAGGCCUCCCGAUAAACAACAAGAUUACGAAACGGGAAGUUCCCAGCAGGAAUAUUAUAACGAUUAUGUUGAGGAUUAUUACGCACCCGAACUUCCGAAACCAGGUCUAGUAGGUCUUCAUUCCGAUCAUAGUCGGCCACAUUGGACUUUUGUAAAUGCAAACAAAUGGGUACCCUACGAUAACGUUGAGAGCAGUGAAUCCAUUGCCUAUUCAACAAUUGAUCCUCGAGAUGGAUCUUCGACGACCGCUUCCAACCUUAAACGCAGACUUUUAAAAUUAAAUACAAAUUCAAAGAACAUGCACAAUGCAAAAGAAAGUCAAGUCAGUUAUCGCUCAAAUCCCAACUUCCAAGUUUUACAAGGAUUUAAACUUCUAAAUUUAAUGACUAGAAAUAAACACCGUCCUAUACGUAUUUCAAGUAGAAUCUCAACGACAGGAAGUUCCGCAGAGAAUAGUGAAGAGGAACCUAAUUUCGAGACGAACAUAGAUAACGAUUAUGAUGAUUAUAUUGACAACACGCAGCAAGUGUACGGGGAAUGUGGGAGAACAAGAGCAAAAAAUGUUGAAAAUAUCAAUUGUGGCAGCUUGUUAGGCGAUGCUGCACGAGGGUCACACCCAUGGCUUCUUCUAGUAGUGCUGACUGAAAGGCAGCAAAGCAUACUUUGUUAUGCGACUCUAAUACAUCCACGUGCCGCCGUGACUGCUGCUGACUGCACUUAUGGACUCUCCCCUGGUGAAAUCACUAUUAUCUCCGGAGUAUGGGACCUUAAAGAAGAUGAUGAAGCCCAAUCACAGCAUCGCUUGGCCUCUGUAUACGUACAUCAACAGUAUUUACCUGGAAAACUGGCUUAUAAUCUAGCUCUCUUGUACUGGGAACAUCCGCUGAGACUAGAUUCGAAUGUACUACCCGCAUGCGUUUCGGAUGUGAAUGUUAAUGAUAACUGCAUGUUCGUCGGAUGGGGUGGAUACGAUCAAGCCAUAUGUCCACGUCUACGUUGGCAACGUGCCUUCAUUUUGUCUCCUCGAAGUUGCGUUGAUCGAAUUUCUAUAGACCAUGGAUAUAAUCUUCCAAUCGACGCGUUCUGUGCUUCUGUUGAAUACAACACCACUGUUACUGGUGUAGGUGGACCCCUAAUGUGUACAGCUGGUGACGUAUUCUCAGUGGUAGGUGUUGCUGUUUGGCGCGAUGAUGUAGUCGUACUGAUGCAAGUACGGGAAUGGGUGACAAAGGCCUUAUUAUCUUUUAGGGUUGAUUGA
Parnassius mnemosyne (clouded apollo) is the source of this 2163-nucleotide messenger RNA. The record is from the annotation of a GenBank genome assembly. Lineage: Eukaryota; Metazoa; Arthropoda; Insecta; Lepidoptera; Papilionidae.